Molecule: messenger RNA, 1049 nt
Organism: Sceloporus undulatus (fence lizard)
Lineage: Eukaryota; Metazoa; Chordata; Lepidosauria; Squamata; Phrynosomatidae
Product: polypyrimidine tract-binding protein 3-like
Exons: 8
Coding region: 108-1034 (308 amino acids)
Biological process (GO): mRNA processing; regulation of RNA splicing
Cellular component (GO): nucleus
Molecular function (GO): mRNA binding
Source: RefSeq, a predicted model, not a curated record
CCUCCGGUCGGUGCGCGAGGCGGCGGCUGUUCCUCCGCUUCCUCUUCCUCCGUUCCCUUUCCCUCCCCCUUCUUUUUUUCCUCCUUCCCGUCCCCGCCGUCUGGGCCAUGGAUGGUGUUAUUACAGAUCUUAUAGCAGUCGGUUUAAAGCGUGGAUCUGAUGAGCUUCUUCCUUCUGAUAUCGUGUACGGGCCUCUUACCAUGAGCAAUUCUACUCCUGCUACAGCUAAUGGGAAUGACAACAAGAAAUUUAAAGGAGACAGAUCACCCUGCUCACCUUCACGAGUUCUUCAUCUUCGUAAGAUUCCAAAUGAUGUUACUGAAGCAGAAGUAAUUGGUCUAGGUCUACCUUUUGGCAGAGUAACCAAUCUCUUGAUGUUGAAGGGGAAAAGCCAGGCUUUCCUAGAAAUGGCUUCAGAAGAAGCUGCUGUUACUAUGGUGAACUACUACACUCCUGUUACUCCACACCUCCGCAGUCAGCCUGUUUAUAUUCAGUAUUCCAAUCACAGAGAACUUAAGACUGACAAUCUACCCAAUCAGGCUAGAGCUCAAGCUGCGUUGCAAGCCGUAAAUGCUGUUCAGUCUGGAGGCUUAGCCCUUACAGGUGUUCCAGCGACUGAGGGUGGAUUGGCUCCUGGUCAGAGUUCUGUUCUUCGAAUUAUAGUUGAAAAUCUCUUCUAUCCUGUAACUCUAGAAGUGCUAUUUCAGAUCUUCUCCAAGUUUGGGACAGUUUUGAAGAUCAUCACUUUCACAAAGAACAAUCAGUUUCAGGCCUUGCUUCAGUAUGCUGAUCCAUUGAAUGCACAUUAUGCCAGACUGACUCUUGAUGGUCAAAACAUCUACAAUGCUUGUUGUACUCUUCGCAUUGAUUUCUCCAAACUAACAAGCCUUAAUGUAAAAUAUAACAACGAUAAAAGCAGAGAUUUUACACGCAUGGACCUGCCUUCAGGUGACGGGCAGCCUUCCCUUGAUCCUACUAUGGCUACUGCUUUUGGUAAGAGUGAUUCCUUUAUAAGAAGAGGAUGGAACAAAUAGCUUUUGUCUUUCAGC